Acyrthosiphon pisum (pea aphid) is the source of this 1955-nucleotide messenger RNA. RefSeq lists its product as uncharacterized. Lineage: Eukaryota; Metazoa; Arthropoda; Insecta; Hemiptera; Aphididae. The record is from RefSeq and is a predicted model, not a curated record. The transcript is spliced from 10 exons. The coding region runs from base 1 to 1899 and encodes 632 amino acids.
AUGUCGUCCCAGAGGUCAGAAAAGUUAUCGAUAAAUAUUAAUGAAGAGAGUUCAGUGGAAAAUGAAAUUGUGGAAAAUAUGCUCAAAGUGGAUGCAACUGAAACUGCAACUGAAGCUGUGAUUGAAACUACAACUGAAACUGCAACUGAAACUGCAAUUGAAACUGAGCCUGAAACUACAACUGCAACCGAAGCUGCAACUGAAACUGCUACUGAAACUACAACUGAAACUGCAACUAAAACUGCAAUUCGUUUAAAAAAAGAUCCGAUUAAAAAAUAUCUUGAUGAAAAUUUAAAAACUGUAUUCAUACCGAAAUAUUUACAUGAAGAUUUUAAAUGUACUGUAGGAACACACGUUUUUAUAAAUAACCCAUGGAAAAAAAUAUCUCGUAAAAAGAUUAUUGAAAAUUUACAGUUACAAAAAACGAAUUCAUGUUUUUGGGAGUUUCGAAAACAAAUUGAAGACAUAACAAACGAUGAUGUUUUAGUUGGAUAUAAAUCCUCUAGUAGUACAGACGAAGAAUUCGUAUUAUGCAUCACAGACAAAGCAAGAAAAUAUAUUGAAGAAGCACAGAAACGAGUACAAAUAGAACUCGAACAACAGGUUGAGAGGUCCAUGAAUCGUCUAAUAGGUCAUUGGGAUCCCAAAGGCAGUGAAAAAGAUAUUGAAGAUCUAAAACCAGUUACGACGCGUGAAAAGAUAAAAUAUAAAUGGAAAAUUCCAAAAAGAAGAAUUCAGGUUGAUGCAGCAUUUGAGAAAUCAAAUUCAAAAUCCGUAAGAAAUCAAUAUGUUAAAUUAAAACCACAGUCAAAAGAAAUAUUUGAAAUGAGUGAUAAGUUAAUAAUGGAGUCAAAUAUACAAGCCAAAAGUAAAACAGUUAAUAGGGAAAUGCAGACAAUUCCAAAAAUUAAAGAUAAUAAAUGCAUUCAGUCGAUUAUUGAAGAAGAACAAAUUAAUCAGCCACAACCUAUAAUGAAAACAGCAAAAGUCCUGGAUGAUUUUUUAUUAAAAAAUGUUCCUGAUGUAAUGACUCAGUUACAAUAUAACGAGUUGUACGAUUUAUACCGUGAUGACUACAAACAGAUGAAAGAUAAAAAUAAAACUAAAAUUGAAAAAGUUGACGAGGCGAUAAGAAUUCAUCCUGGAUAUCAGAAUGAGACGUCACAAAAAAAAUACGUAUCAAGCAUUGCUUGGCAUCCUACGAUAGUAGGUAUUUUUGCCGUUUCUUACAUGUCCAAUAGCAAUGAAUUGGUAAAACAAGUGAGCUUAGAAAAUACAGAUGACGAACCUACUGAGUCAAACGUCAAAGACAAACAUUUCAGUAUAUCAUACACCGAAGAUGACGACCAAGAUAAUUGGAAUAACCAUCCAAAAGUUAAACUUUUGGAUAAUAAUUACGACGAAAAGUUUUUGUAUUUUUUGUACAGAGAAUUUGUGCAGAAAAUAAGAAUUCUUCAAAUAACCGAGGAUGAAAAAAUGAGCCAAGGACAUAUGCGCAAUAUAGAUGGAAAUUUGCGCCAAACGUUAAUUUACGAUUCUAACGAACAACUUUCCGCAUACAAUGAGUUAAUUGGAGAGGAAUAUAAUCAUGAAGACGAUGUAAUAAGCAAUCAUACUGAUUACUCAGUAAGCUAUAGGAAAAUUACGACUAAUAGUGAACCAAGUGAAACUGACGAAGACGUGUGUCACCAUGAUUCCGACACUGAAAGUUUUUAUAAUAUUUGGGGUGAAGAUACUGAAUGGUUGUAUAACAACCAACUGAGGAACGUUGUUAGAAAUAUACAUAGGGAUUUUAAUAAGAAAUAUAAUAGAGAAGCUAAGGAAGAAAAAUUGUUUGAACUCUUGAUGUCUGAAACUAAGGAAAAACAAAAGUAUAUAUAUUUUUUAUUAUGUGUUUAAAAUAAAUGUUGUAAUUAUUUAUUAUUUUAUUUAAACAUAUAGAAAUGAAGAAACUA